AUGUCUAAUUCUAAACCAACAUUAUUAUUAACUGGUUAUGGUCCUUUUAACCAUAUUACAGAAAAUCCAUCAAAAGCAAUAGUUACUGAGCUGUAUAAAGAAUUUGAAGAUAACAAACAAAAUUUUCCAUAUAACUUAGAAAUAAAAAUACUUCCAGUUUCUUAUAAAUCAGUUCACGAUGAAAUGAAACAAUAUUAUCAAAGGGAAGAUAUUGAUUAUUUUAUUCAUCUUGGUGUAGAUUCAACCUCAAAAUAUAUUAUUUUUGAGACUGAAGCUGAAUCACAUGGAUAUUUUUCAGAGGAUAUUGAUGGUUGUGUUCCAGAGGAUAAUUGUUGUAUUGUUCAAAAAGGAGGAGAACCUCAAACAUUAAAAUCAUCCUUUCCAUUACAUAAAAUUUGUUCAGAAAUGAAUGAAACAAAUGACUACUACCCUAUAAUGUUAAGUACUGAUCCUGGAAAAUUUUUAUGUAGUUAUAUCUAUUAUCAAACACUUUAUCAUUCUCCAAAAACAUUAUUUAUACAUGUACCUAAUGUUAAAUUAAAUGACGAUGCACAUUUUAAUGAUAUUUUGUGUACAAUUAAAAAAGCAAUUGAUAAUGUAGUUAUUUAUGAAGAAAAAGGAAAACAUUUAAAAAAAAUAUAA
Strongyloides ratti is the source of this 642-nucleotide messenger RNA. RefSeq names its product Peptidase C15, pyroglutamyl peptidase I family and Peptidase C15, pyroglutamyl peptidase I-like family-containing protein. The transcript has 2 exons. The record is from RefSeq and is a predicted model, not a curated record. Gene Ontology annotation, cellular component: cytosol. Gene Ontology annotation, biological process: proteolysis. Gene Ontology annotation, molecular function: pyroglutamyl-peptidase activity. Lineage: Eukaryota; Metazoa; Nematoda; Chromadorea; Rhabditida; Strongyloididae. Bases 1 to 642 code for a protein of 213 amino acids.